Molecule: messenger RNA, 639 nt
Organism: Pteronotus mesoamericanus
Lineage: Eukaryota; Metazoa; Chordata; Mammalia; Chiroptera; Mormoopidae
Gene: KLRF2
Product: killer cell lectin like receptor F2
Source: RefSeq, a predicted model, not a curated record
AUGAAAACAUUUAAGGAGAUGGAGGCUGAAGAUGGCUACAUGAUGCUGAAUGGAAAAAACUAUUUCAAGUACAGGCAGAGAUCUAAAGAUUUUGCAUUGUAUCCAUAUUAUUAUUGUAUUAUUGUAUUAUUGAUUUUGAUAGUUGGAUGCAUUGGGAUCCUUAUUUUCAUGAUGACAGUGAUUGGCCUAAACUUUUCAAAUAAAAAAAUGGAUUUCUCAAAGAAUGUAAAUGUCAACAGUCAAGCAGGAAAUAAUUGUAUGUGCCAAAAUGACUGGCUGUUGAACCAAGUGAAGUGUUACAAGUUUUCAACUUCUUCUAAAACUUGGAAUGAGAGCCAACGUGACUGCACAAAGCUUCAGGCACAUUUGCCAGUGAUUUACAAUUUGAAAGAGCUGGAAUUCGUACAGAAUAGUUUAAAACCUGGACAGCCUAGUUGGAUUGGACUAUACAUUAUGCCCCCAAGAAAAGAAUGGAUGUGGAUAAAUUAACACCAUUUUGUGGAACAAAAAAACUUUUCAGUUAUUGGACCAACUGAUAGCAUGAGCUGUGCUGUCACAACAUGAAAUCAAGUGAAUUCCGAAGACUGUAACUCCAAAUUUUAUGGCGUUUGCCAGAGAUGUUGUCCGAAUAGAAGAUAA